Sycon ciliatum is the source of this 2791-nucleotide messenger RNA. RefSeq names its product protein F37C4.5-like. NCBI's taxonomy places the organism in Eukaryota, Metazoa, Porifera, Calcarea, Leucosolenida, Sycettidae. Bases 52 to 2088 code for a protein of 678 amino acids. The transcript is spliced from 10 exons. The record is from RefSeq and is a predicted model, not a curated record.
AUGAUGAAGACUCGGCCCUGGCCCUCUAGACUAGUCUAGGCUCUACACUACAUGAAUGAUAUUGAGACUACUGACUACUGUCUUUUUCAGGGUUUCCUUGCCAGUUUAUUAUUAGGACUGAAACUCGGAGGGCUUUGCGAUAAAGCCCAUAGUAACUCAUCCGUGAUGUCCGGCCCAGCGAAGAAAGAGCUGGACGUUUCCAAAUGUCCUGUGUCCGAAGUGGUCGUGUACCUGGACAGAGCUGACGUGACUAGAGAAGUGAAGGUGGAGCUGAGCGUUGGAGAGAAUGAAAUUGUGGUGAAACAAUUGUCAAAUGCUAUUGACUCCGACUCAAUCAGGGUUGAAGGCCGUGGGUGUGCCACGAUCGGUGAGGUCAAGUACCAGCAGAAGCAGGUGGCGACGGAGGAAGAUGGUCCCGACAAGGUCACAUCCACGGCGAUGACCGCCACCAAGGAGCUUGAGCGUGAACGCGAUCGGCUGACUGACACACUCAGCCGUGUCCGAUAUGCCAAGAAACGUGUUAAGAAGCAGCGGAAAAUCCUGGAGGAGUUGGCGUCGCAAGAUAAAGCCGCUGUCCACCCUGCUGCAAAGGCGUUACCGUUAUACGGCAAAGGGAAGGCUCAGGACCCGUUUGCCAAAAAGAAGGUAGCCAUUGAGACUUUUCCGAAGUUGGACGUGACAAAGAAUAGCUCGUCUGCAGCCGAGAAACGGGCUUCUCUUCCAACAAUGCUGGAGAUGAUGAGCGAGUCGACUCUUGGAAAAGUCGUAUCCUUCAUGGAGUUCUAUUCAACGCGGACACGGGAGCUGGACGAAAGGCUGAGUGCUUUUCGGAAGGAGCGAGAUGAACUCAAGAGACAGAUUCAAGCCGUUGAGGAGAACUUACUCCUGCGAGGGAGCAGUUACAAGACAUCGCCAACAGGCACCACAACAAAUCGGAGUGUCUCUAUAAGCGUCACCACUGAUAAAGCCUGCACUGUGUCUCUGCUGGUAUCCUAUGUUGUGAUGGAUGCUGGAUGGCAGCCACAGUACGACUUGAGAGUCUUCAGCAAGGACCAUUUGCUCAAGAUACACUACUUUGCUAUUAUCUCUCAGAGCACCGGUGAGGAUUGGGAAGAUGCCACGCUUGUGCUGUCCACUGCACAGCCCAGUAUCGGCGGUAGUCCCCCGGAGCUGGGGACGAAGAAACUCUCCUUUUUCCGAUCUCCAGAAAGCAAUAGAGAAAAAAUGUCAUCGGCUCCUGUUGUAAUGUCAAGUGCAAUGAGAUCAACGUCAAGUAGAGUUAGAUCAGCACCAUAUGCAGAUGUGUCAUUGGAGUCUAUCCGCCGUGGUUAUGCUCUUGGGGAUGAUGAGGAGGAUGACGAUUGGAGUGGUGAUUUUUACAGUGCACCUCCUCCACCUCCUCCUGAUCUUGGAGUGCGAACAGCCGAGGUGAAGGGAACGGUGACCAGCACGGCAUUUGAAAUCCCACGCAGGACAACGAUUCCUGCAGACAAGACAGGGCACAAGGUUUCUGUUGCAAUCAUCGAUCUGGAGCCAAAGUUUGAUUACGAGACCGUACCAAAGGUGCAGGCUCAUGCGUUCCUAAAAGCCCAGGUGAAGAACUCAUCGCAAUAUGCUUUGUUGAAGGGACCUGCUAACGUCUUCUUGGACAACAACUUCAUUUCGAAGACAUCUCUGUCCAACGUCAGUCCUUAUGAAGACUUCACCUGCUCUCUCGGCGUGGAUCCUGCUAUUCGAGUUCUCUACAAGCCAGUCAGACGCUUCAAGGAAAAUACAGGUAUUCUGAGCAAGUACACGCUGGCUACGCGAAAACAAGCAAUCGAGAUCAAGAACACCAGACUGGACGUCAUCAGAAUCAAGCUGACUGAUACGGUGCCGAGAUCUGUUGAGGAGAAAAUCAAGGUGAACUUGGUGAAGCCGGAAGUUACGCCGAAAGAACCAGUUCGAUCCGUUGCCGCUGGCACCGUGAAGCUUACGAAAGAAAAUCUCCUUGAGUGGCAGUUGGAGAUUCCAGCUAGCUCUCAGCAUACUGUGGAGUUUUCGUUCACUGUUGAGCACCCUGCGCAGGAGACAGUCACGGGUUUGUAGACUGUGACUAUCGUUCAAGAAGAACCAGUCAUGUAUGCCUACUAGUACUACUAACCUCCCUCCACUGAAGUAGUAAAUAUUUGACGUAAAAGUCGAACUUUUAUUACUUGCCGUGUGGUCGAUCUGCACUGGAGCAUUGAACGAACUGCUUGAAUUUAGUACUAGCAAUUGGUCUCCCAAACAUCUUGUAGUGUGGCCCCGUGGCGCCUUUUCAGAAUAUCACCUGUCUACAGUGGCAUGUUCAUGGCGUUUCUAAUUCUUACCUGGGCCUGUCUUCAGUUCCCGGCAACACGGCUUGUGUUGCGUACUCAAUACUCAUACGUUGUGUGCGCAGCAGGGCAAACUUACAACCCUGGCAUUCCACAAAGUUUCUCAAAUGGCGAUGGCUUAUUGAGUUUAUUACAAUCCUUACAAAAACUUCGUUUUUACCAUCCUUUAAUUAAUAGGCAGACUUUACUCACUUAGAGAUACUUGUAGCAGGUGUUUAUCAUAUAUCAUAAUAAUUAUUAUGGUUUUGUCUAAUGGUUAUCAUUAAAUUUUUAGUCUAUUGUCGUUUCAACAGCUGUGUCUAUUCACUGGAGACUCUCUGUAAUAUCUCUGAUGACUGCGUUUUGAUUCCCAGGGGAUGUUUUGCGCGGGUGCAGUUUUAUUAUUGCGUUGAAUAAUUUCCGGCUUGGUGUGAUUCUAAUGUUUCCAACAAGCA